Messenger RNA from Lucilia cuprina (Australian sheep blowfly), 880 nucleotides. RefSeq lists its product as uncharacterized. The transcript has 4 exons. Lineage: Eukaryota; Metazoa; Arthropoda; Insecta; Diptera; Calliphoridae. The record is from RefSeq and is a predicted model, not a curated record. The coding region runs from base 99 to 800 and encodes 233 amino acids.
ACAUCUUAGUGAGAUGUUUUGAAUGUUUUUGAAUUUUAUUUUAUUACUAAGAAUUUUAAUAAUAUUAUUAUUUAAAAGUUUUUUUUUUUUUAAAAAACAUGUGUCAAUUUGGUUUUUAUAUUGUUAGUGGAAUUUUCAUUUUAUUGCAACCGGUGGAAGCUGUUAUAGUGCCGUUGUUGGUCUUUCCACGUACGGCUCCCACUAGAAUACAGUGGAUUUCCGGCAUAGGUAUACCCUUGGACAACCUAAAAUAUGAAGCCAUGACAACGGGUUUUGUCCUCAAGGCUGAAUAUUUUCUACCCGAAAAUGUUACUCAAUUAAAGAUCAGAACUGUUAUGCCAUUUCAAAAACGAAGUAUCAAAAAUCCUAUAAAACUGGACAAAUUUCUAUCCACACCGACAGAAGCGCCCCUACAAAAAAGAAAAGAUUUUGUAAAAAACAAUAAAAAAGUUUUACUCAGUAGUUAUCGGUGGACUAUAUAUAAAGGGUUCGAGGGAUUGGUAGAACGCAUGGGUCUAUCCGGACGCGAUUGCAUUCUAAAAAGUAUUUGUGAGGCUGCAGAAACAUCCUUCCAUUACUAUAAUGGUUUGGUAGCAGAAUUAUUGCAUAUUUUACUAACGCCUUCCUCAUCUGCCGAUCAACUAUCAACUCAUUCGGAUAAUGAGUAUUAUCAUGCAGAACAUUUGGGUCGUUCGGGAGCAAAUUGUCAGAGAGUUUUUAAGUCUUGCCCUCGUUCUCUUUUAGAACAUUUUACAGAUAUACAUCAUUUUUCGGAAGGUGUUAAGAGUAUAUUGGGUUAGAUUUUUAAUUAUGUAACUAAGUUGUUGUUGUUGUUAAAUUCUUUAAUUAGUAAAUAAAUUUUGACUGAUUAGUAAUAAAU